AUGGCCUUAUUUGAAGAGAAGCUAGAAAAGGACAGGGACAAGUGGAUCAUGUUGUUCGAUGGAGCAUCCAACAUUCUGGGCCAUGGUGUUGGGGUGGAAUUGGUCUCUCCAGACAAUCAAUGCAUACCAUUCACAGCCAGACUUGGUUUCGACUGCACCAUUAACAUGGUUGAAUACGAAGCAUGUGCCCUGGGUGUCCAGGCAGCAGUUGACUUCAACGUCAAACUGCUCAAGGUGUACAGAGACUCGGCACUGGUGAUACACCAGCUAAGAGGAGAGUGGGAAACUAGGGAUCACAAGCUAAUACCCUACCAGACCUACAUCAAGGAGUUGGCUGAGUUCUUUGAUGAGAUCUCUUUCCAUCACAUUCCCCGAGAGGAAAACCAAAUGGUCAAUGCACUCGCCACUUUAGCGUCCAUGUUCCAGCUGACACCGCACGGAGACCUACCAUGCAUUGAGUUCAGGUGUUGUGGCAGGCCCGCAUAUUGUUGUUUGGUAGAGGAGGAGUGGGACGGUAAACCUUGGUAUUUUGACAUCAAGCGAUACGUUGAAAGCAAAGAGUACCCACCGGAAGCUUCCGACAACGACAAGAGGAUGUUAAGGAGGUUGGCAGCCGGUUUCUUUUAA
Molecule: messenger RNA, 627 nt
Organism: Glycine soja
Lineage: Eukaryota; Viridiplantae; Streptophyta; Magnoliopsida; Fabales; Fabaceae
Exons: 1
Coding region: 1-627 (208 amino acids)
Molecular function (GO): nucleic acid binding; RNA-DNA hybrid ribonuclease activity
Source: RefSeq, a predicted model, not a curated record